Molecule: messenger RNA, 3014 nt
Organism: Grus americana (Whooping crane)
Lineage: Eukaryota; Metazoa; Chordata; Aves; Gruiformes; Gruidae
Gene: ADPRS
Product: ADP-ribosylserine hydrolase
Exons: 6
Coding region: 22-1140 (372 amino acids)
Cellular component (GO): nucleus; mitochondrion
Source: RefSeq, a predicted model, not a curated record
CGACGGCGGUGGCGGGAGAAGAUGGCGGCGGCAGCGGGUUCGGGCUCAGGCCCAGGGCGGGCGGUGGCGCGGCCUCGGCCGGGACCCGCCCGGUUCCGGGGCUGUUUAGCCGGGGCGUUGUUGGGUGACUGCCUGGGCGCCGUUUUCGAAGGCAGGAGCGUUGUAAAGCUACCCGAUCUACUGCGUUUUCUCCGAGGCCUGGAACCGGCAUCCGGGCCGCCUGAUGCCGGGGAACCGGUCGGCAGCGCCCGUAGAGAAACACUUUCGUACACGGACGACACGGCCAUGAGCAGGUCGGUGGUGCAGUCUCUGCUAGCCAAGCGAGAGUUCGAUGAAGUCGACAUGGCCAAGAGGUUUGCUGAGGAAUACAAGAAGGAACCCAACCGCGGUUAUGGGAUGGCUGUCGUCAAUGUCUUCAAGAAGCUCCUGAGCCCCAAGUGCAAUGAUGUGUUUGAACCAGCCAGAGCCCAGUUUAAUGGGAAAGGCUCCUAUGGCAACGGCGGUGCCAUGAGGGUGGCAGGCAUCUCCCUCGUGUAUUCUGAUGUGCAGGACGUUAAGAAGUUUGCGAAGCUGAGUGCCGAGUUAACCCAUGCCAACUCCCUGGGCUACAAUGGGGCCAUCCUGCAGGCCCUGGCAGUGCAUCUCGCCCUGCAGGGAGAACUCAGCAAGGAGACCUUCCUGGAGCAGCUUAUUAGCCACAUGGAGGAUGUAGAGGCAGACGAUAAGUCUCUUACUGAAGCCCGAGCGCUGGGAUUUGAGGAUUUACCAUUUUCAAGGCGUCUAAAGAAAAUAAAGGAAUUUUUGGAGCUCAGCAGUGUUCCUAAAGCAGAUGUAUUGUUUGAAUUAGGCAAUGGCAUUGCCGCUUUGCGGUCUGUCCCUACUGCAAUUUACUCCUUCUUGCGCUGUAUGGAAGCUGACCCAGAUAUUCCUGAUCACUACAGCAACCUGCAGAGGACCAUCAUCUACUGUAUCUCUCUGGGUGGAGACACAGACACCAUUGCUACCAUGGCAGGAGCCAUUGCAGGGGCUUAUUAUGGGGAGGAGCAGAUACCCCCAAGCUGGGAGCAGAGCUGUGAAGCUUUUCAAGAGACACAGAAGCUGGCAAAUAGCUUGUAUGAACUGUACUGCCAGCGGCUCUGAGCUCUGAGGGGAGCGUGUUGUCUGAAGGCAAAGUGGGUGGUCACCGUUGCUUCUCUGGUCAGAAGUCUGGCGGUGGAUCCACACCAUCUGCAGAUGCCAGCCAGCCUCCCCUGAGAAAGACGCCUGCUGCUGCGAGUGGAGAGCUGGAAGCAUGAGCUGGUUUGGAAGAGAGGGGACAUACCCUUCAGUUACGGGUCAGCUGGGAAGUGGCUGCGUGUGGCGCGUCUGCUCUAAGUGUACAGGAGCGUGAAGUUCUUCAUAACGUGUCUGCUGCUUGCUUUGUCCCGCCAUUAGGUCGUUUGUCAUUACAGUUACUAGGUGGGUGUCGGAAUCCACUGACUUCUUGCUGUUUUCCUCUGCUCCUGUAUGCCAUGGCCUUUGAGUUGUUGUUACCUGUCCUGCAGUGGCUUUGAUAGGCUCCACACCAGUUGACACCCAGCUGACCAGCUACAGGCUGUCAAUGGGAGUCAGCAGACACACAGGUCCCUGAGGACGUCCUGCAUGGCGGCAUGGGUCACCACCUGUGUUGUGGGGCGCAGACGCUGGAGGAUAGAUCUCCUGGGGAGGUUCCUUUCCUGAAAGGCAGAAUGAAAAGUGCCAGAGACUGGAGAAGGGGUUUCUUUGCAUUGCUAGUGGCAUUGUGAGAAAUGCCUCUGGUGCAUGCAGACAGAACCCCAGUUGGCUCACUGUUGCUGCUGGAAGAGGGUGUAAUGAAUUACUGUUCCUUUGGUGUCCUUGGCUCUGUGAUCCGCCUGGUGCUGUCCUGAUUUGUUGCGUUUUGUGUCCCUUAUGUAGCUGGCUUUCACAUUGCUGCACCUACUCCAGCCUUUGUUCCUAAUCCAUGCAUCCUGCGUUUUUAAUCCUGUCCUAUGUAUUUCCAGAGCACCAAGUGAGAUUGCUGUUUAAAUCUGUGGGUGGAGAUAGUUGUGAAACCUGGUGUUACACAAGGAUUGAAUUCCUAGUUCUGCUGCAGUCAGUGACAAAAAUUAUGUCAGCGGGAAGCAGGAGUUAUUUCUCACAGUUUUAAAAAACUCUGUACUUGGUAAGAAUCAUCUGAAAAUAAAGGGAAAGUUAGGUUAAUUGGGGGAGAACUUAUCAGAGUUUAAAAGAAUUUGUGCAUUUGAAGCUGGUACUGGUGGCCAAGAAUAUUCAAGCAAAGCUGUGUCGUUCCAGAGUUUCAAGCUUAAAACCUUUAUCCAAUGGAGCUGGUCAACAAGGGAGUAACAGCUUGGGUAUGGCAUGUCUGAAAAGGGUUAAAAGCUUUUUAAUAAUUGAAAAGAAAGAAAGAGACAAGCAGUCAUAUGGAAAUGUGUCUAAGUUUGAAUGUGGCAAUGUAAUUCUCUGUAAUCUCCAGUAUUCCUUGUGACACCGGGAAGUGACUGUUGUGCUCAAACGGAGCUCAGCCCCUGUUGGUACCGGCAUGUGGUCGUUGUGUGUGUCAGGCUGCAUGCACAUGCGGAAAAUCUGGCUGCGGUGUGGUGUUCCAGUUUUUCCUGUACUCUCCUUCCUUCAAGUGCCAGUUUUCUGUGCAAUGCUUUAAUGGGUUUUCCUUGUAUAAAUUAGUAUCUUUUCUGAGAACAUGCGCAGUUUUGGUCUAUUGUAUGUCUAUUGUGCUGCAGAUCUGAGAUGUAAAAUGUCAGGUUUUUCACGUUAUUCUGCCAGAGAUGUGAAUGUAUUCACGGAAUUAUUUAAAAGAAGAUAUUUUCCUUUUAAAGCAGCUUUAUAAUUUUAAAUGUUUGGAACUCACGAAGAGCAGAAGAGCUCCUGUUUAAAAAAUGUAGCUCAUUUUAGGCCAGAAUUUAAAUGUGUACAAAAACAUUUAGGUCUGACUUUCUUGGAAAGAAAUAAAAUCACUUGGUUAUCUUUGUUAAUUA